AUGAAUGUUGAGAAUGAACGUGAACAUAGAAGCAUCCAACCAUUAGAUGGGGAACCCGUGGAAAGAAUUACUGAAACCGAAGUGAAAGUUGCCUUGAGAAAGAUGAAGAAUGGGAAGAGUGUUGGACCUUACAACAUACCAGCAGAAGUUUGGAAACACCUAGGAAAUACAGGAGUGGAAUUACUGACGAAAUGGUUUAAUGACAUCUUAAAAACUGGUACUAUGCCCGAGGAAUGGAGAACCAGCACACUGAUCCCCAUCUUUAAGAACAAAGGGGACAUUCAGGAAUGGGUUCUUUGUGACCGAAGAGUUAGUGCAGGAGUGAAGGGCGGGAUUCAUAGAACUAUUGUAAGACCUGAAAUCAUGUAUUUCCUGGAAGCUACAGCACUCACUAAAGCCCAAGAACGAAAGUUAGAAGUAGCUGAAAUGCGAACACGAAGAGAGAAAGUAAGGAACGAGUGUAUCAGGGAAAGGUACUAA
Molecule: messenger RNA, 480 nt
Organism: Penaeus chinensis
Lineage: Eukaryota; Metazoa; Arthropoda; Malacostraca; Decapoda; Penaeidae
Exons: 2
Coding region: 1-480 (159 amino acids)
Source: RefSeq, a predicted model, not a curated record